Vidua chalybeata is the source of this 5650-nucleotide messenger RNA. It is a transcript of the gene APCDD1, whose product is annotated as APC down-regulated 1. Gene Ontology annotation, cellular component: plasma membrane. Bases 217 to 1761 code for a protein of 514 amino acids. Gene Ontology annotation, biological process: negative regulation of Wnt signaling pathway. The record is from RefSeq and is a predicted model, not a curated record. Gene Ontology annotation, molecular function: Wnt-protein binding. Lineage: Eukaryota; Metazoa; Chordata; Aves; Passeriformes; Viduidae. The transcript has 5 exons.
CCGGGUCGGCGGCGUGCGGGGCGGGAGCCCUGAGGAGCGGCAGCGGCGGCCCCGGCCCCGGCCCCGGAGGGUGCCCGUGGUCCCCGGGCCGCCAGCCGCCUGCCCCCCAGCGCCGGGCCGUGGGCUGCCCGCGGCGGCGCUGAGGCGCGGGCGGCGCGGCGGGAGUGGCGGCGGCCGGAGCGCAGGAGCGGGCAAGGAGCGCUGCGAGCCGGGGAGAUGUCCGCCCCGUACGGCAGCCUCAUGCGGUACCUGUUCCCAGCCCUGCUGCUGCACGGGCUGGGAGAAAGUUCUGCUCUUCUUCACCCAGACAGCAGGACCCACCCUCGGUCCUUGGAGAAGAGUGCCUGGAGGGCUUUCAAGGAGUCACAGUGCCAUCAUAUGCUGAAACACCUUCACAAUGGAGCCCGGAUCACUGUACAGAUGCCUCCCAAUAUUGAGGGCCACUGGGUCUCUACUGGCUGCGAAGUUAGAGCAGGCCCAGAGUUCAUCACAAGAUCAUACAGGUUCUACCACAACAACACGUUCAAGGCCUAUCAGUUCUAUUACGGUGGCAAUCGCUGCACGAACCCCAUCUACACCUUAGUCAUACGUGGCAAAAUUCGUCUCCGGCAGGCGUCCUGGAUCAUCCGGGGGGGCACCGAGGCCGACUAUCAGCUCCGCAACAUACAGAUCAUAUGCCACAACGAAGCAGUAGCCAAAAAAAUAAGUGAGUUGGUGAACCAGACGUGUCCUGGAUUUAUCCCAGAAGAUAGUCCCUGGGAGCAGGAUGUGAGCUAUGAUUUGCUGAGAGAAGAGAACGGCUGUGAAUGCACCAAAGCUCUGAAUUUUGCCAUGCACGAACUCCAGCUGAUCCGCGUGGAGAAGCAGUACCUGCACCACAAUUUUGACCACCUUGUGGAGGAGUUAUUCCUCGGAGACAUUCACACUGAUGCUACUCAGAGGAGGUACUAUCGGCCCUCUAGUUACCAACCUCCUCUUCAAAAUGCCAAGAACCAUGAGCGCAUGUGCAUCCCAUGCAGGAUCAUCUACCGCUCGGAUGAGCACCACCCACCCAUCCUGGCGCCCAAGGCAGACCUGACCAUCGGGCUGCACGGAGAGUGGGUGAGCCAGCGCUGUGAGGUGCGGCCGGAGGUGCUCUUCCUGACUCGGCACUUCAUCUUCCACGACAACAACAACACCUGGGAGGGCCACUACUACCACUACUCUGACCCCAUCUGCAAGCACCCCACCUUCACCAUCUAUGCCAAGGGACGCUACAGCCGGGGAGUCCACUCGUCCAAAGUCAUGGGUGGCACAGAGUUUGUGUUCAAAGUGAAUCACAUGAAGGUCACUCCCAUGGAUAUAGCCACAGCCUCGCUGCUCAACGUCUUCAAUGGGAAUGAAUGUGGAGCACAGGGAUCCUGGCAGGUUGGGGUUCAGCAGGACGUCACCCACACGAACGGCUGCAUCGCGCUCGGCAUCCGCCUACCUCACACCGAGUAUGAAAUCUUCAAGAUGGAGCAGGAUGCCUGGGGCAGGUACCUGCUCUACAAUGGCCAGAGACCGAGUGAUGGCUCCAGCCCCGACCGACCUGAGAAAAGAGCCACUUCCUACCAGAUGCCUUUAAUUCAGUGCGCCUCAUCAGUACCCAGAUCUGAAGAGUCACCCGAGGAGAAUAAAAUCAGGCUGUAUAGCAGCAGGGCACCGGAAAAAUAUCCCAGCAUCCCAGCUCUUGCUUUGUUGUUUAUUUGUACUGUGUCAUAUUGGGAUAUUCUCAGCUAGAAGCGAGGAAAACUUAUUUUUCAUGACUACAAAGCCAGGAGUCCUCCAGACUGGGGGUUGUUUUUCUUCAGACAGAAAAGGACAUUUAUUUUCUUGAUGCACUUGAAUGCCUGAGAACUGUUGUUCUUUUCCUUACUUCCCUCUUCCUUCUCGAAUCCCGAACGGCACUCGUUUGAUGUUUGUGCUUUGAACUUCAUCCAGUCUGAUCCCUGGCCUGACACGACUGCACAAAAGUAAUUGCACUUUAGGACUGCAGACUUCUGGGGGGAGGGAGGGGGUCUCCUUUUAUUUUUUUUUUUUUUUCUUAACUGCUGGGAUGAACUCUAUGAUCCUGCUUCAGUCAUCUCUGCCAUCUUACUGUUGUGGUACUCUUAUCCCCAUUGCCUGAUUUCUCAUCAGAAUUUAGCUCUGGGGAAGGGCUCGGUGUUGCACCAGUACUGUGAUAGCAGCUUCCCCCUCUGACUUCACAGCUCUGAUGUAGAUAUGUAUAUAAGGAGGAAACCCACAAAGAUUUAUCUUGCCAUUAUCUCACAGCUAAUAAUACAGAAAGAAUCAGCAAAUCAACAGCCCUCUGUUCAAAAUGUGUUAAAUGGUUGACACCCCUAAUUAAAAAAAAAAAAAUACUCCAAGUAAUUUAAGCUAUUUUUACAAUCAUUAAGUUGUAAAAAUAACCAGUGGCUUAGUAUUUUCUCAUUCAAUUAACUUAGCUGUGUAAUUGCUUCGAGGCCUCCCUUUGUAUCUAGAGAGUAGUUACAACUAAGCCCCCUCAAAGCCAGCCAGCAGCAGCAAUUUUCCUGUCAGAUGCACAGAGUGCAGGUAAGCUGCAGGAAAGGCUGCAGGAAAGACUUCUCUUUCCAUAUUCCUGAGGUCUUACAUACUCCACAUGCAGUACUUGGAUCAGCUGGGUGGGCAGAGUAAAGCAAAUGGAAUCCAAUGUGUUCUGCAGCCCUAUUUAGCAGCAUCCUUUUAGUCAUGUGACCUCAUGUAAGAACAGGGAAAAGGGUUACAGCAGCAAGCACACCAUGGUCCCUGGUAGAGCAAGAAGGCAGCUGGAAACAUACCCUCAGGUGGAGGAACACCGGCCCAGUCUUACAGAGGGGAGAGCGAGAGAUGCACUAAUGCAACCACAUCCUUCCUUUCCUCUUUGCUGAACUGUCCCAACACAUGCCACAGUUUCAUAGAGUUUAAAUCAGCAUUGGUUUGGGGAGACACUGCUGGGAAGGUGGAUAGACACAGCCCUCAGAGAGCAUUUGUCAACUAGAGCCUGCCCUGGAAACUCUCAGGUUUCCCUCAGUGGUGAAUACAUCCUUUAGUGCACUGAUGCAAAUCAGAGCAGACUCUGGAAGCAGUAGGGGAGAUGCUUAAGGCCAGCAAGGAGUUAGAAGUUCAUAGAUGAACCAUGCUCCCCUGCUUUAAUGGGGAGUGAACUGAGGGCAUAGCUUAAUCUUGUGUUUGGGCUGUGGCUUCUACUGAUGUACACGUUUUGGCUUACAGGAGGAGCAGGAGCAUCUGUAAGAAACAAGGAGAAAAGUUGUGGCGUUUCUUCACAGCAUAAGCAGCUGCUAGCUGCCCAGCCCAGUACUGUGUCAGAAAAAGAACCUUUAAUGUAUUCCUUUCAGUAUCCUAGAAAAAGUAUGUUUUGAAUGAAAGUCUUUCAACUUUACAUAGUGAGUCUUCAUACUGACUACUAUAGCAAAAGCAUUCCUUGAAAACAUGGAUGUGAAUUUCCUCAGAGUUGAAACAGAAUCAGUUCACCUAGUUUUGAGACAGCAGGAAGACAGAGGGAAGGAGCAGUAUCGUAGAUAGAUGCGCUGCUGAGUCAGACCACAUCUUUCAUAUUUUUUCCUCAGACAAAUGAAAAGUCACAGAAAACUGUUACUUAAGAGUCAGGAGUGGAGCUCAGGUUGGCUCAGUAGUUGCCAGAGAAAGUGUUUAUCCAUCCAUCUGAUGUCAGAUCAUCCUUCAGCUUGUUGGGAGGAUCUGAAAGCCAACUCACCGUGAUGAAUUGAGCCCUAUGAACAACAGCUGUUCUGAUCAGCAUUUCUUGAUGGUUUUUUUGCUCCAUGCAGUCAAAUCUACUUGAAGAGCCAGCUCUGGAUCAGUUGCUGGUGGGUAGCAGGGUUUUAACUAGAGGGUCAAGAAGGAGAUAGGAUGCCUCUGACAGAGGCAUCUACUCUGACAGAGUAGUUAUGAACCAGCAUGGAGUUUGGUUUUCUCUAGAUUGAAUUUCAUAGUCAGCAGAGUGAUACCAGCAUAUCUCUAAGUGGGUUACUGAGCUGUUACAGUCAAACAAGUCCCCUAAGUACCUGCUUCAUUUCUGACUUCUAUUUGAGAUCUAGCAGCAGGAGUGAAUUUACACAAGUUUUUAUUUAAAAGGAUGGAUACUGUGUGGCAUUCCUUAGAUCACACAAGACAAGCUACUUUUACCACCAUUGACCAUUCCCAUGUGGUCCUAUCUCUGAAAAAAAGAUCCAUGAUUAAAAGUUGUCAGACUAUGUCACUUGCCUGUGCAAGUGCCACACACAGCUUGAUCCCAGCUGACAUCUGCACGUGCUUGUGAUGCAGGAUGAAAGCAAAGACCAAAAGAACUGUUCCACAGCAUGAUUUUCUAUACUCAUCGGGGCAAUCAUCUACAGUUUGUUAGUGCCUUGUGGCUCCUCUCUCAAUUAUCUAAUGUCAAAAAUAUUGCAACAGUUUCAAAAGAAAGAUCUGUCUAGUUAUAACCUCUAAAAGCACAUUCACGUCUCAGCUGUUUUGAAUCACAGACGUGCAAAGGUCUAGGUUUUCCAAGGUUUAUGGUUAGACUACAUGAAAAUGUGACUCACUGUACAAAUUGUACAAUAAAUGCUCUUUUUUCCCCUGUUAUUUAAAGACACUUAAAAAGGAAGUAUUUUUAAAAGGUCUUCACAAUGCAUUAUAUGAAAUCUGAUUGGGGACUUCUGUAGCUUAUUUGUAGUGUUGACCAGAAACAUAAUUUUAUGAUCUGGGCUCUUAGCAUUUGCUGCACCAGCUUACCUCCACGUGCCUAUAGAUUUUUAGUUUUUCUUUUAGCCAAUACCAGUCAAGUUGGACAAAGCUGUAAGUCUUCAGAGUGCAUAGUUUAUGUGCUAGUCUGUAUUUUCUGUGAGGCUUCUCCUUGCUUGCAGGCACAGAACGAGGAGCUAAGCUUACCCCCUCUUUUGGUUUCAUCACUCACUAAAUUACCUGCUGUACAGCACCACGUACAUAUGUGACACAAUAUAUUCCAUUCAUUUUAUUUCUCCAACCUGACCUCAUGUGCUGGCAGCCCUGGCUGCUAAAGAAGUUAAGCUGCAAGUGGUUUAGCAGUGGAAGACCUGCAAGCUGGGUGAUUUGUCCCUUGCUGAAAUGAAGAAGGUUUAAAAAAAAAAAAAAAAAAAAAAAAAAAAAGAAUCCAUUAAUGUUAGUAUCUUCAGCUGCAACCAAUGUCACCAAGACAGGUGAAAGUUUUUCCCUCAGUAAUAUCCUACUCAAGGAUCCACCUGACAGAAGAAAUGGCAACCUAAAGAAAUUCUUAGGCAAAUUGUUUUAAGAGGUUCUAUUCAAGAAAUAGGACAAAAGGGAUCAGAAAAGUCAAAACAAGUGUUCUUACUCUGUUUCUAUACUAUUUACGUAUUGUGCCUGCUGUCCUGGGGUAGAAUGUCAUUUCUAUGAACAGAAGUCUGUAUUUUAGGAUAUAAUGUCAGUCUUGUUUGAGUCGGAGCGUGCUUGCCUAAAGUGCAGGAUUUUAAAAGAAAAAAAAAAUCUUUUUAUUUUUGUAAACUUACAGAAGAUAUUUUUCUUCUCAACUAUGUUCCAGAUUAAACUGCUGGGGAAGUUUAAGCACUUGUUAAACUAUUGAUUGAAAUAAAAAAAAAAAGCCUAACUGUAA